Porites lobata is the source of this 24951-nucleotide messenger RNA. The record is from the annotation of a GenBank genome assembly. Lineage: Eukaryota; Metazoa; Cnidaria; Anthozoa; Scleractinia; Poritidae.
CAGGCUGGUGAUCCAAACGAAGACAGUGUUAGUGAACCCACAUUAACAGGACCUGACCAUGAGUUAGUGGUUGAUACUACUUCACCUUCAGAAGAGGUCAAGGAACGAGCUGUAAAUUUGAUAAAGUAUAUGAAAGGUGAUGAUGUUAAGCCUGAAGAAUCAGUUGUGAGUAUUGAACUGUGGGAUUUUGCAGGACAACAUCUGUAUUAUGCAUCCCAUCCUGUAUUUUUAUCAUCACGUGCGCUGUACAUCCUGGUGUGCAACCUCAGCAAGUCACUGCAUGACACAGCCAAGCCCUGUGUGAGGCAAGGGUCUCGUAAUGUUGAGUUGGAAAACCCAAAUGGAGAAACAAAUCUUGAGAACUUGUUGUCUUGGCUGUCCACAGUGCAUAGCGUCGCACAGAUGAGAAGAGAAACCUGUGAUUCUGUACAAGAAGAGGUGCCUCAUCAUUUGCGCCCCCCAGUAAUCAUUGUAGGAACCCAUGCAGACAAACCAUUUGAAGACAUUGCAACAAUGAAAACAGAAAUCCAGAACGCAAUUGCUGGUAAGGACUAUGAAGGACAUGUGGUGCGGCCUAUCUUUAGCAUUGACAACACUGCAAAAUUAACUCAAAGAAAGAUCAAGACAAUGGUUUUCGGGAAAGACGAAAACAUUGAGGAGAUCGAAGCUCUACAAGGAAAAAUCAUGGAAGUGCUAAGACAGGAGCCUUACAUUGGGGAGAGGAUACCUGUGAGGUAAAUAAUGGUUAUACAAGAACAGAAUCCAUUAAAGUAAAUUUUAAAUAAUUUCCAUGUCAAAAGUUGAGCUGUGAACGCACUGAGAUUACUGUUUAUGUGUAUGGCGUUUUCUUCCGCCAUUCCUUAGAAGAUUUUUCUUUGAUAUGUAAUGUGUCUCAGGUGUCAUUAGUAACUCAUUGACUGUGACGCUACCUCGUUGAUUGAAACAAGUUAACCAUGAAAAGUAGUUUUGACUGGCCUUAAGGAAUAUUAUGUCCCGAAGGGUUUCAUAAUCUUAUUUCGAAUUGGUCCAAAAGCACUUUGUACAUUUCAUGCUCGUUUUAAAAAGGUAAAGUAAUCACUCUGUAGUAAACUGCAUAACUGCACAGGGUGACCAUUUAAGAACAUGCUCAGCUGUAUUAGUUAAACUUAUUUAAGCUUAUAUUUAUUUCAUUUCAAGUUUAGAAAGACCAUCAAUACUAACUAAUAAAAAAAUCUUCACGGCUUUUCACAUGUCAGCAGUCAUGUUUUGGAACGUGUGUAUGCUUCUGGCCCCGGUUGUUCAAACGAUGAAUCACUAUUAAGCUGGAAAAUAUCAGUAAACCUAAUGGCACUUUACACUGGAUUUUGGACAUACUUAUCCAGUGAAAAGAUUUAUCCACCUUUCGCACAACUGGGCCCUGUACUUUAAUCAGUACAGGUAUACUGUGUAUUUGUGACAUGGAUACUUGAAAGCUAGCUAUCAAUUUUCUCUUUGGUUUUGUAAACUAGCUGGCUGAACUUUGAGAGAGUCAUCAACGCUUUGCUAUCCAAGCCAGUUUAUUACCUGAGUAUAAAGAAGCUACGGACCCAUGCCAAGGAGAAGUGCUUCAUCCAUGAUGAGAAAGAGUUUACCACCAUGGUGAAUUUCUAUCAUGACCUGGGGGUAAUUAUCAAGCACCGUAGCCCAGUCAUCUUGAGUACCCAGUGGCUGAUAAACUUGUUCGGGCAGCUGAUCACUAUUCCAGAUUUUGAGGAAAUGGUAAGAAAUGGAUUUUAAACGUGUUUUAAAACUUGCGAAGUUUAUAGUAGUCCACAUUUUGGAUGACAUCACAGGUUUCCAACCGUACUGUAGCUAAUAAAAAUAAUUAUAUCAAGUGCAUUGCCCGCUAUCUUUUUAAAAAAUGUUAACUGUUCCUCAAGUAUUUGUAAACAGCAAAAUCGUAGUGGAUUGGGCUGCUAUUUAAUAUUCUCCCAGUGUAAAACAGUUAGGGUAGGCGAUGUAAUUCUGAAAUGAAACCUUAUAACAAGCCUAUAACAACUGAAUUAGUACUGACGCCUGGUCAGCAGUCGUCCCUGUAAUCAACCCGCUAUACUGACGUCACUAAGAGUAAACAUUACAAUGAAACAUUUUCACUGCACUUUCUUAUUUGAACGUUGUAACAUCCCAAGAGGAUUCUUGUUUCAAUUUCGAAGGACAUCAGGUGACGUCACGAGGUACCCGCGAACAUUAAGAGGAGCUUAUAACCAAUUUACCUGCAAUUUACCUUUUAUGUAGGCUCAAAGGAAUCGGACGACCAAUCAGAGUGAAAAAACAUAUUGUAUAUAGAAAGGAAACCUGACUUUUCUCCGCCCUAACUGAUGCACGCGAGGAGUGUCCCCACACAAAAACGGAAAACUCUAGAUCUUUUUCUUUGUUUGUUAAUUAAAAUUUUAAAUAAAAUAACCAACAAUUUACAAGUGCAUUAAUUAACUGGCUCAAAAUUCUCCCAAAAUAUCUCCGUCUUAGGUUCCUACGGUUGCCAAGCACUGGAAGGAAGUAAAAGAAAGCGGUGUUCUCUCCAUGGAACUGGUUGAUGUUGUGUUUUCCAACUUUCUCCUGAAGGGUGUUGCCAGGAAAGACAUUCUUGAUUUGAUGGAACUAUUUGGAUUGAUUGCAAAAUUUUCAUCUUUAAAGACAGGUGAAAAGUAUUUUGUUCCAUCUCAACUCAAAGCUUCGCCUGAUUCCCUUUGUUCCAUGGCGCCCACAAGGCUGGACCCUUGUCCCCUGUUUGUUUACUUUGUCAGCGGUUCUGUUCCCCAUGGUCUGUUCACUCGGCUUGUUUCUCGCUCUGUCCGUUGGUGUUCUGAAGCUGGUCCAACUCAGCCCCCUACCCUGUUCCUAAAUGUAGCGUGGUUUGUUAUUGGGAAGCAAACUUCUCAUGAUUUUGUUCUUAUUUGUAAGAAGCCGUUUAUUAAGUUUUUUAUCAAGCAAAGAAACCAACCUCAGCAGAUCUCAGUAGAUGGCACAAGUGAGGUGGCGGUGCAGGUUCGUGAGUUUGUGGAGGCAACUUUGCAAGGUUUGUCACGUGAUCUCUAUAAAGGUGGAUUGCAGUAUCAAAUUCGGGUCGCCUGUCCGUAUUGUCAGUGGGAAAAAUGCUCAAGCCAUAGUAAGAUGGUAUGUUCUCAUGAAGAUUGUCUUCACCUCCUUGAGUUACGACAAGGCGAUCCUCUGAUUUGCAAGAAGAAACCUGCAGAGGAGGUACUCACGGUUACAGGACAAGAACAGUGGUUCUCACAAAUAGAAAGUAAGGUAGGUAGUAGUGAAAUACAAUCUCCAGCAGUGCUGGUAGCAUAUUACAUAUAAAUCGAUUACACAUACUACUUAAAAUUGUGUCUUUAUAAAGAUUAGCCACAGUGACUGUAGCCAUAUAUUUAAACUAAAGAGGCUUCAACAAAGUCCAUGGAUGUGCUUUGUUAUAAGGUUAUAGUAUGAGGUUUAACUUAUGCCUUUAUUUAUCCUACCACGAGCUCCACUGGAGUGUAAGACAAGACUUUGUUGCUAUCAACUUAGCGAACAUUGGUGCUUAAAGUCAAGUAAGUUGAUAAGGUCAAUUGGCUACCAUGUGUUAAUAAUUGUUGCAGUUUGUAUAUAACUUUUUCUCAAGGUCUUUGUAAAUGUGCUGUUUUGCUUUGCGGGUGGGCAAUACGUUUGUAUUAUGUUGAUAAAAUGUUUCGCAAACUUUGAUUCAAAAAGGUAGAAGCCCUCAGAUAUAAAAUUUCUAUUUUAAAGUAUCCAAUUUUGGUUGCUUUGCAGGAAGCGUGUACUCCAUCAUCAUCACCUGAUACUGCACAGACUCAUCCAGAGCGUCUGGUACUGAAAGUUACCCUUCUCGCCAAUGAGUGGGGCUCGUCCAAGGGUGGCUUGUCAACAAUAAACCGGACUCUUGCUGUUGCGAAGACAACAAACGAUAUCUCGUCGGUUAAAUAAACUCACGGUUUUAAUUUUACGGCUCCUAAAACUUACAUGUUCUGAUAACAACUCAUGACAACUACAAAAACCCGACCGCGUGUGAAUUACAAAAUCAGAGUAACUGUCAAUCAAAAAAAUGAAAUCUGAUCACUAAAAACUCACGCGUGCGAUUGCGUGACGCGAGACUCGAAAUGUCUUUUGUCCAUUUCCCCCUCCCCACACUGGGAGGUAAGGAUCAGUGUGAUUGUUCGAUAAAAGAUUGAAACAGAAAACUAUAACAACGAGAAAUGUUCAGUGUUCUAACUUUCGUGCAAGGGCACCAGUUUAUGAAUUGGUCUAACGAUGGUGCUUGCGCCACAUUGGAUCUUAGCGACUCUGAUGUGGCCAUCCCUUCCUGUAUAAGUUUCGAUGAUGCGUCCUAGAGGCCAUCGUCCUCUUGGCAGUUUAGAAUCCAGGACGAGAACAACAUCAUCCACCUUCAGAUCCUUGACCACUUCGGUCCACUUUGGCCUUCUGCUUAACAAAGGAAGGUACUCUUGUAGCCACCUCCUCCAGACUUGGGAAAUUAUCUCCUGGACCUUUCGCCAACGUUUUCGUGGACUGAACUCGGUGGUAUCAACGGUUUCAGGUGCGAAUUGACCGCCCAACUGUCCAUGUAAGAAGUGGUUUGGAGUCAGCGGUACAAUGUCCUGGGGGUUGGCUGACUGGUAGGUGAGCGGUCGUGCAUUGAGCAGUCCUUCCACUCCAGUCACUGCGGUAAUUAACUCUUCAUCAGUUACGUCACUCGUUCCGAUUACUCCGUAAAUAGCUUUCUUGGCCGACUUUAUCAUGGCCUCGUGAAUGCCACCAAAGUGUGGUGCCCCGGGGGGGUUGAAUCUCCAUGUUACACCUCGAUUGGCUGUGCUUUGCUGAAUCUUGUCCUGGUCCAGCUUACUGAUCAGUUCUUUUAGUUCGUUGACGGCUCCAACAAAAUUGGUCCCACAGUCGCUUAUCAUUUCCUUUGGCGCUCCCCGUCUGCUUGUAAAGCGUGUAAAGGCAUUCAGAAAACUGUCGGUGUCCAAACCAAAAGCCACCUCAAAUGGACCGCACGGGUUGACAGACAAGUAAACAAACACAGCCACCUCUUCUGUCGGCGCACACCUCGUCCUUGUACGGUUGUAAAGGGGCCAGCAUAGUCAACGGCUGUUUGGUCAAAGGGACGGAAGGUAAAGCGAAGACGGAUCCCUGGAAUCGGUGCCAUGAUCUGUGUAGCGGUCUUGCUCUGCAUUCGUUUGCACAUGUUGCACUCUCGCUCCCACUCUCGGAUCUCUUCCCGGGCUGCAAUGAUCCAAAACUUCUGGUUGAUUUGGGACAAGACAAAGUUGGUUCCUGCUGUAUGGUUAGCCUGUUCAUGAUAAUGCUUGACAAUGAGCUUCGUGACACAAUGUCCUCGAGGCAGUAUCAUUGGAAAUCGCACAUCGUAAGGCAGGUACUCUGCGAACUGGAGUCUUCCAUUUGAACGGAUACAGCCUUCUUCAUCUAACACAGGAUUCAACUUCAUUAGUCGGCUCUUGGUCAGUAUUGGUCUCCCGGUCACUAGAGCUUUGUAUUCGUCAGGGAAUGCUUCGCGCUGACAGGAUUGCACCACCUCUGCCUCAGCUUCUCUUAUUUCACACGGUGACAAUGCUUUGCUGGUCUGUCGCGGACCCCUCUUCGACAUGUUGUGGAGCGCCCUCCUUACUCUAGCAUGUAGGUUCACCAGUCGGCUCCAACUUGAGAAGCGUUUCGGGUUCAAUCUCCAGACUGGAACACUGCCACCCUGACUUGGCUUGUCCCUCUGAGCUUGGUUUUCUUGCACUGUCACGAGGGUGGUAGAACCCUGUUGCUGUUUUGUUGUCGACUUCAUUUCGGGCAUCACUUUCGGGCUUUCGGCUAACUCCAUCUUGGGCCACUCACUUUUCUCCUUCAUCAGCCAUUCCGGGCCAUUCCACCAUAGUUCGGAUUUAGCAAGCUCAGCUGGGCUCGUUCCUCGGGAACACAGGUCUGCAGGAUUUUUGUCGGUGGAGACAUGUUGCCACUGUACCGGUUCAGUACUAAUCUGUAUCUCUCCAAUACGGUUUGCCACAAAGGGUCGAAAGUCUCGGCCUCUUCCACGAAUCCACCAUAGCACGUCUGUACUGUCGGAAAAUAACGACGCUGCUUUCACGGGUAGUUCCAGGACUCUGGACACGGACUGGGUUAACCUUAAAACCACUAUGGCUCCCAUUAAUUCCAGCCUUGGCACGGUCAUGGGGGUAAGCGGGGCAACCUUACUCUUAGAAGCUAUCAGCUGUGCGGACACGGUACCAUCUUCAUACUCGCAGCGUAAGUAGGAGGCAGCUCCAUAGGCCUGUGUUGAGGCAUCAACAAAGGUCACCACCUCCUUCGACUUGACUGGUUGCUGGUUUUGCAGACACCGUGGAAUCUUGACCUUUUCUAGGCAUGACAGCUGUGAGAACCAGACCUGAAGACGAUUAGCCACUUCGUCCUGAACCUCCUCAUCCCAGUCAUAGCCACGGUUCCACAGUUCUUGGAGCAUAAUCUUCGCUUGUACGACGAAAGGGCUUAUCAGGCCAAGCGGGUCAAAAACAGUUGCAAUUUUCUUCAAAACACUCCUCUUAGUAAUUGGGUAGCCCUCGGUCACGGGUGUUGCAGGCACGGCCAAUAAAUCAUCGGUGCUGUUCCACUGUAAGCCAAGCGUUGUCGUUACUGUAUCCUUACUGUCUUUUAUGUCCACUUCUGUGGCUCGGUCCUCCUCGGGUAUGGCUGCCAUCACCGUUGCUGAAUUCGACACCCAUUUUCGGGCGUGCAUGCCUGCUUUUGCCCACAAUGCAUUAAGCUGGUGAUACAGGUCGACUCCUUUCUCGUCCUCCUCAACACUGUCUAACGAAUCAUCCAUGUAGGUGGACUGAAGGACAGUUUCUGCAGCUAAUGGGAACUCGGUUUGGUGCCGCCUGGCAUUCUCCUGGGCGAUGAAUUGGGCUUCGAAGGGAGCUGAGUUCUUCCCGAAAACAACUCUAGAGAAUUCAUACACAUCUGGGUUGCGGCCUGUUUCUCCGUCUCGCCACAGGAUUCGAAACAACGGUCGGUCUUCAGACUCAAUUUCUAUUUGGAGGUACAUCUCUUGAAUGUCACAGACAAGGGCAACCGGGUUACGGCGGAAGCGGAUCAGAACAUCAAAGAGUUCUCUCUGAAGUUUCGGCCCAGCAUGAAUGACAUCAUUAAGAGCGAUUCCUUUGUAUUUGGCGGAACAGUCAAAGACUAUCCUUACUUUGGUUGUAGACUUGCUCAUCCUAACAAUCGGAAAGUGUGGUAGGUACCAAUCUUCAGGGGGGGGUGCUUCAUUUUCUGGGACUUUACGCAGGUACCCCUUCUCCACAUAAAUCUCGAUGGUCUUCUUAUACUCUCUCUCAACAAAUUCUCUCUUUUUUAGGUUUUUCUCUGUGCUGAGAAGACGGGAUUCUGCCAUCUGACGAUUAUCGGGAAGUUGAGGCCUCUGUCCUUUCCACGGCACAGCAACACUGUAUCUCUCACCGUUGUAGCAGACUGAGCUGCUAACCCUUUCUAAGGCCAAUCUCUCUUCUGCAGUACACACGACUCGGUCAUUUAGCUCAGUUCCAUAACUCUCGAUCUCCCAAAACCUCCUAAGCGUUCCAUCUAAAUCACAACAACCACCUGCUACACUAACCGGCCCUACAUCCCUUGUAAACAGUGUUCGAAUUGUAUGCGUUCUUGUUCCAGUCUCCGCUCUACCAUCUGGAGGUCCGAUACAAGUCCACCCAAGCGGACCCAAGCGCGCCACCGGUUCACCCACCUUUCCACGUACAUCAGCAAACGAGUAAUGCAAGUCAGCAUUAUCAACACCGAUCAACAAAUCUACCAAGCCGUCUUUUGCUGGUGACGCGAAGUCGCACUGUGCAAGGUGAGGCCACUUGCCUUUAUUCGCAUUCCAAUUCUCCACUUGGUAAUUUCCAGUGACAUUGCGGGGACAGGUCUUAACUUCAAUUUCCUUUGUAAACUGACCAUUAACACUUUCGAUCUCUACUUUUAACGGCAUAGUCUGAAACGUCUCUACAGAAUUGUUCAAUACAUGAACUUUCACGGUUUGAUAAGACUCCUUUAGUCCAAGGGCUCCGGCCACUUCUUCGUUCAAGAAUGUCUCGUUUGAGGCAUCAUCUAGGAUUGCAUUCACUUUAAGCUUUUUUCCUUGUGCCUUCACCCACACGGGGACGGUACGCAGUGAGUAGGCUUUUUUUGGGCUUCUCGGGUUGUGAGUAGUCAUCGCUCGCGAGGCACGACUGUCCUCACCCUCGGGUGAUAAAACGGGGCCGACUGCCCCUCCCAUGGAGUAAAUGACGGGUAGCUGUUAGAGCUGAUCACUGGUUGAGCAGUCCCCAUGGGUGGGUUCGUGGCAGGCGGAUUCUCAUGCAAGAGACGGUGGUGAUUUCCCCGGCAACCGUUGAUUUGGCAGGUUUGUGACUUCGUACAGAACUUUCCCUGGUGAUCAUCACCUAAACACCGGAAACACAAUCGUUUUUCUUUAGCCAGUGUCCAUUUGUCAUCGUAACUUUUCUGUUGGAAAACCAAGCAGGCCCAUACUCCAUGAUUCGGGGAACCACAGCACGGACACGGCGGUUUUCGGGUAGGCUGGCCUGAGCCUGGUGGUCUCCUGGCGAAAUCUGAUCUGACGAAAAUUUCUGGGCCUGUUUCGAUUGUUUGAUUUCGAUUUGAAUGUUGCCAUCCAUCAGAUUUCUCUGUAACCGAUAAGCCAUGCGCCAUCUCCUUAGCUUCAACGCGGAUGUGUACUUCUUCCUUAAGCCAAUCCCUCAAACUUACAACAGAUCGCUCCCGGCUCUGUUUCUGUAGCCAACGGCUGUACCCUUGUACUUGAACUUCAGCGAGCUUCUUCACUAACAGGCUAUGAAGUGUUCCUUCUCCAAGCUCUCCAUCGCGCCCCUCGGCCCUAAGCUUAACCACAGUAAUACGUAUUAAAUCUGCAAACUUUUCAAAUCCUUGAAUGUCGUUGUUUCCCAUUUUGGGCAUUUUUUCCAGCUGGUCCAUGUAGGCCUGCAGUUGCCGCCGCUGACCGCCGAACUUGGCUAUCAAGAUUUCCUUUGCCUCUUCAUAUUCUGGUUCUGACACCCCAAGCCCUCGAAUCGCUUCCAGCGCGCUGCCGGACAAGCUCUGCCUCAAUCUCGCCAUUUUUAGGUUGACUGAUUCUUUGGACUGGUCCACCAGACUUUCAAACAAGCCCCAAAACUCCUCAAAUUUCGUCUUGUCUCCACCAUACGUCGGUACUUUCAAUGGCUUCAGGCGAUGAUUCGCGGAAUGACUGAUUUGCGGGCUUUCAGGAACGUUUAUUUCUCCUUGACUGCUGUGCGAAUUUUGGGAAGGCGUUGGAGGCAAAACUGGGUUGAGCGAACCCUGCAAAACGAUCGGCGGACUUGAAUGAGCGACAAAUUCACUGUGCGAAGCAGUCGCGACAGAAAUUUGAGCGUGUGAUUUCACGGCCUCGUGUGCCUUUUCAAUUGCGGUUUGAAUUUCCGAUUCCAGCGUUUUUCCUUCUUCCAUAGACGCCUGUUUAUUUGCUUCCUCUCCAUUUUUCAAAUAAACAACACACAGUUCAUCCAGUAUUUCCAGUGUGCUUUCCAGAAGCGACCAAAGUUGCUCAAUAUCUUUCUCAAUAGCGCCUACGUCCUUCGGCGAAUCCUUCGGCGUGAUGCAAAGCUUCUCCAUGUGAUGGCGAGUUUUUGUCAUCUCGGUUUUUCGUAGUCUCUUUUGUUUUUUCAGAUCCAAUAACACUUUUUCUCUUUCCAGUUUCUCUUCAUCGUCCUUGUUUUCGGUCUGUUCGGUUCCCGGACCAUUUUCACCGCCAGUUUCUUCUGCAUCGGCAUUCAUCUUGAGCGGCGAAAUCACAAAUCAAAAAUUCAAGCUUACCACAGUGCUUGCGUACGGUGAAUGAAUCUCCCGGUAACUCUUCAAAACGGUCUCUCGGUUUGUCCCUUCGUGGUCGCCAAAAAAUGUUGCGAAGACAACAAACGAUAUCUCGUCGGUUAAAUAAACUCACGGUUUUAAUUUUACGGCUCCUAAAACUUACAUGUUCUGAUAACAACUCAUGACAACUACAAAAACCCGACCGCGUGUGAAUUACAAAAUCAGAGUAACUGUCAAUCAAAAAAAUGAAAUCUGAUCACUAAAAACUCACGCGUGCGAUUGCGUGACGCGAGACUCGAAAUGUCUUUUGUCCACUUGCCAUACAUUUGGCAAAAGACCCACACGUAGAAGUGACCAUUCUUGUACCUGAAUUUGAGUGUGGAGAGAAAGACAAGAGAGCGGCCAAAAGUCACAAAAUUUCCAUCAGGGAAGCAGGGCAUCUACCUGGCUUUAGUGACCCUCUUGACUGGUUGAGCUAUCCACCAGAAGACCUUGACAUUCAGGUCGUGAUCGGCCAUGGAGCAAAACUUGGUAGACAAGCCCAAAUUAUAAGGAGGUAUCAUUGCUGCAAGUGGUUUCAGGUUGUGCAUACUGAGCCUGAAGAACUGGCAAUGCAUAAGAACUAUCUAAGCGCCAUUUCCAAGGGAGAGGAGAAAAACAGAGCUGAAGUUGACCUUUGUCAAAUUGCAGAUCUCGUUGUAGCCGUUGGACCCAAGUUGAAAGACGCGAUCUCGUCCCAGUUGCGCUCAUCUCGUCGAGAAAUCUUUCAAUUAAUACCAGGUUCCUUUACAGAGUUUUCAGAUGUUGAGCAUGCUGAACAAGAGAAUGUGAGUUUCAAAGUGUUAACCUUCGGUCGUGGUGAUUUUGAAGACUUUAGUCUUAAAGGUUACGACAUUGCUGCUCAAUCCAUAGUGGAAUUGCAGGACAGUUCCUAUAGUCUUGUUUUCGUUGGUGCAUCCGAUGGAAGGCAGGAUGAAGUCGCAGAAAUCUUACUCCAGAGUGGCAUUUCAAAGAACCAGCUGAUUGUGAGAUCAUUUGUGAAAGACAAACAGAGAUUGAGAGAAUUGUUUUGUGAAGCCGAUCUGGCCAUCAUGCCAUCAAGAACUGAGGGGUUUGGUUUGACAGCAUUGGAGGCCAUGUCAGCUGGGCUUCCCAUUCUAGUAAGUGGAAACUCUGGAUUUGGAAAAGCACUGAGUGGUCUUCCAAAGGGUAAGUCAUUCGUGAUCGAGUCUGAUGACCCCAAGGAAUGGGCAAAAGCAAUUGCAGCCAUUCGUCAAAAAUCGAGGACACAGCGGCUUGAGGAAAUCCAAAGACUGCGAAGAAGUUAUGAUGAAAGAUUCUCUUGGAAGAGACAGUGCCAGGCCCUUGUCGCCAGAAUGUGGAAGAUGGUCUAUGGUAAGAAGUUAACUUUGCCUAAAGGAGAGUAAUGAUAAUAGUAAUUAUUAUUCAUUCAAAAUAUUUCUCCGUUUUUUAUUGGCUAAAAGCACAUGCAUAAUUCAUCAUAAACAGCUACUGUUGACCAAAUUUGUCAUUUUGAACAAAUGACGUCAAAAGUGCAGCCAAAAUUGAAGAUUACUGAACCGUUAACCGAGAAAACCUGGGGACGAGGUUGAGUUGUUUUGGUGGUGACAACAAAAUAGCACACACAGUCGGCGAAACAUUUUACUUGUUUCACGGCGAAAUAUUGUCAAAAUCAUAGCAAGAAGAGAAAGAAGACAACUCGACGGACAACAUCCGCUGUUUGGAGUAUAUUUGCAGGCCAGAACAGACUAAUAUCUCCUCAAUUUCUCGAUAAAGAUGCACUAUCGAUAUAAAAUUAACAUCGACCGAGGGAAGGAAGUUUCAGCUUUCUUUUAAACUUGGAAUUAUUACCGGAGGGUGGAUAACACCCUCCUCGAUCUGCAGAAUUCUUCAUAUCCUACGAAAGCCGAAUUCAAUAAUUGCUAAUUAUUAUUUCAAACACGGUGAAAAUGUCAAGAGCGUGUCUCAUAUCAGGAUUAGCCUUUGUUUUGCUUUUAUGAUUCAUCCCUGUAUUUUAUUUGCUUCGGCAAGAGCAAGUGCGUAAGCAAAUUUAAUGGUAUUAUGUUUGGCGGUGCAUGUAAAUAGCUGCAGAAAGAUUGCCAACAUUAACCUUUUAAACCUCAAUAACAGCAUUCAUAUUCUCCACACUGUUAUCCAUACAUAUCUUGUGUUACUGAUAAGGAGAAUUUGUUUAACAAUCAAGAUUUAAAGAAGAAAAAUGACAGAGAACCGCCAUGCUAAAACUUUGGCUUAUGAUAUAUCACACAAAAUAAAUGGAGGGCUUCUCAGAUUGGAAUCGUUUAUUUUUUAUUCAAGGUUUUUUUUUCUUCUUAAAUUUUACAGGUGUUGAAAAGACCCAAGCAGAUACCGUUCCACAGAAUGACUUUGAAAACGAUGCGGCAAAAGGAUCGAUAACUGGUGAUGUGGUUCUUUGAUUUCUCAAAUAAACCAGAGCCAAAAUUUAUUUUUGUAGUAGAGUGGGGUUAUUUUGUUCUCUUGAAACCAGGACAAAUUUAUAUUUUCGGCUGUUUUUACCUAAAGACCAGUUCAUCAUGUCCUAUUAAACUGACGUUUCCCUCUGCCGUUUACAGGCGAAGCAAUUUUCCUUGCACUUCAACAAAUCCUCCUGGAAGCACGCACAGAGUCCAGCAAAACUGAGCUGUCGCAGGCUUUAAAGAGGACUGCGUUGGAGAAAGGUUUUGCGAUAUCUGACAAUCAAGGAGAGGGAAACUGCAUGUUUUUUGCACUUUCGGAGCAGCUUGAACGCAUCAAAGGAAUUCAAAUGUCCCAUGAGGAGUUACGCCGAACUAUUGUUCAACAUCUUCGGGAAAACCCCAGGCUGGUAAGUACCUUUGGUUAUUGUUUUUCUACGGUGGAUUUAUUUGCAAUAUAUCCGAAAGCCGUCGCAUUUUCCCGCUGAAAUUUUUUUAUUGUUUUUAAGGUUAAAAGCAAUAAGGUCUUGUUCUGACGUAUCCGAAAUACGCGUCCACACGUAGCGUAUUUGAAUUUUUUGCGCCUGUUCACAUAAAUACGCUGAAAUGAUUGACAUUCGAUGACAUCCCUUACAGAGCAAACUCAGUGAUACUAGCAUAUAAUGCAUAACGUCAUUGUAUUAGAAAACCUCUGUUUUCUUCCUUCCAUACGCAAACGAGAAUUCGGCGUUUUCAAAAGUCCACUCUGGGGACCGCUUUCUGGGGACCUGUUUUUUUGGUGCCCUUCCAUACGUAAACGAGAAUUCGGCGUUUUCAAAAGUCCACUCUGGGGACCGCUUUCUGGGGACCUGUUUUUUUGGUGCCCGAAAAGGCCGUUUUCUUGUGGACGGAAGGCUAAAAAUGCCCUGAUACGUGUGGACGGGGCCUUAAAUUCUUGCAGCCAAAUGCUACGGCUUUACAGGUAUGAUGCAAAUGAAUCCACCCUUUAUGAGCAAAACAUCAGCUCUGCACAUGGAUUAUUAUCCAUGGCUCUGCACGAGCAUCACGCUUAUUUGUAUUUUGCUUCGUCUUCCGCUGCACGACUUGAAACUUCCUAAUGCGACGUUUUGUGGAGGACCUCGAAAGCAUGGCGACGAAAUGUUGUUAUUGGAUCCAGAUGCUGCCCUCAGAAUUCAAAUCCAGGAAAUUUCUUCUACUUUUUUUAAUUUGAAAAACGUUACAUAAGCGCCAUAAAGGUUUAAAAUAAAGCAAAUUCAUUUCCUUUAAUCACGUUUUUGACUCGGAGGCGUAAAUGAAAACAGAUUUUAGGAAAUCUGUUUCUGUCGCCUCGAUCGUCUGACUCAUGUUCUAAUUUUUUUAUAAGUAAUAUAUAGAUUUAGCCAGGGCUAAAAGCGAAGCUCCCAUUAAUAGAUUUAUAAUUUAAAGCAAACAAUAAACUUGUAAUCCACAAAUCAGUUAACUUUAAGGGAAAGCUAAGGCUAAGUGAUUUUAGAGUGAAAAAAAAAAUCUUACAUCGAAUUGAUAGCCGUAUAUAUACACCCAAAAAAUAGCAAUUAUCUUCGAUCACAUUUUAGACCCAUAAUGGCUCUUGAUCACUGUAGAUUAGGCCUGGAAAACGAAUUUUUGGAAAACAAAUCAGGCCGAAUUUUUUGCGUUCGACAAGUUUACUUAACAAAAUCUUGCCAACAACUCUGGGAGCGUGUAAACCAACAUUUCAUACUUUUUAUACAUCACAUCUGAAACAGUAAUAUGAGGCGUUGUUUUUAUCAUAUAGACCUCACACAAAAUGCAGUAUUUCACAAUUUUUCAAGACAAAUUGGACUCAUUCAAUCUUCAGAACCGUACGAAGCACGCGUGGGCUUUUAGCAAAACCGUUCCAAAAAUUUCCAAAAUCACCUAUACGGCCAGCCGGUUCUCACUUUUGACAAGCGCCAAAUUUUCAGUGAACAUUAAAAGAGUUACGCGCUUCAACAUAAUAAAGAAUUUAUUGUGUUUAUUUUUUUUAUUAAAUGGUUUUAUAACGAUGUGUAAUCUUAAAAAGCGUUUGAUACGAGCAGCAUUUUGAGUACUCCUGCAAGCGUUGUUUAUGAACGACUGAAAACAAACGGCAAAGCGAUUAAAAUUGUACGAGACUACUAACAAUCAAUAAAAGAAAUGUAAUUCGGUGAAACAUUUACAGAGUCAACAAUUUUCAUUCACGGAGACAAGUAUUAAAGCGUCUCUAAAAAUCCUUAAAGCUUUUAGCCGGCUUCCUGGUGUUUACUGUUUUCAAAGAUGAACUCGAGGCAAGAAAAUCGCUCAAAGCUUUCUUUCUACAGCCAAAAUUACAACUAAAUACUCUUCGGAACGUUUUUUCGUUCUAUAUGCGGAGAGAAAAUAUCGACUAAAGGCUUUUUAAAGUUCUGUAAGCUUAUAUAUAGUAGAUCAGAUCAUUGUCUCAGGUCUUUAUACAAACGUGCAUAAAUUAGCCUCAUUAGCUGCGCUCGACUUCAUGAAAUUAGAUAUAAAAAAACAAACAUACACUGUAUACAAUAAUUACUUAGGCUUACCAUUCGAGAUGCAGCUCUUGAAAGCUAUAAAGUAAGGCCAGAAUCGCUUGAGGGACUUUUCAACCCGCAUCCAGCAAGGUAAAAACGAAAGCGAUGCAUCCGAAAUCGGAUUUCCAACUUUGGCAACCGGCGCAUUUCCCGACCAAAAAUUCAAUAAACAAACCAGCCAUGAAUCAAAGAAGACUGUUGAUACCAGCUGUAUUUCAUUUUAAGCAUCCAGUGGAAAAAGACAGUAAAAAACAUUACAAGUUGACAAAAUACUCUGUCAGCUUCAGCUGUCAAACUGAAAGUAAACAAGGUUGAAGAUGCUGUAUAAAUCAGUUUCUGCAUGAACUCACCUGUCAAAUUUUGACCAAUCAGAGCAUAAAAAUUGGACGGUCGUAGAGCGUGAUCAACGCGUGACUAUGGUGAGAAAAGUGAAAAGCCUCUGUCUUCCCUGCUUGUAUUUUUAAAUUACUGGCUGAAUUUUCGAGUCCGAGAUCAGUUUGAAAUCAAAAUGUUAAUAGCGCGGGGCCAUAGUGACAUUAACACAACACUUUCUGUCAUCAUGUCAUUAUUUUGCUGCCGUUCUCUUUGCCUUUGUAUUUCUCUUUCGCGUUGCCUUUGUCUGUUCAUUCUAGCUCUGUCUCGUUCUGCUUGCCGGCGUUUUUCACUAUAAUUUUCUCUCCUUCUUCUCGCUCUGACUCUUUCUACUUGCUUUCUUUUUUUCAAAACCAGUUGCGUGAUAUAAUUGCGCGACGUUAACGCGUUGCGCCAUGCGAUUUCCCGCCAAAAAAUCUCUACUUUCCCCUACCCCAAGAGUCCAUGCGGACUACUUUCCACUACCCGGAAAGUCCGUACGGACGGAUGUACGCUACGUCAUAACCAAAUUUUCUGAGAUGGAUAGUUUACCAAAUUUUCUUACCCAUGGUGCUCCGCUAUAAGCUUGCUGCAUGUAUAAUAAAUGUAGGGGUUUGAAUGCAAAUCGUACCACAGCAUAAUUCAAGCUUCAGGCAUUCAAGGAUGCAUAGGACCUUUUGAUGUUGUGUUUGCCACUUAUUGACCCAGCAAGUUUUCCCUAUUUUAGUAAUUAAGCACUCAUGGUUUUAGCUGUCGGCUGCUGAAUGUAGUCUUUUCUUUUUUUCGUUAUAGAAGGUGCUCAAAGGUAUUAAGAAUAAAAACUAUUGCAAUAAGUUCAAGCGGUGUAUAGCUUCUUACUGAGUUGUGUCUUAUUUUUUAUACUCCCCUCCCACACAGAAAAAAAUACAAACCUAAUUACUCAUUUUCUAUAGUGAACGGCAAAACCUGUAUAUUUAAGCAGACCCCAUAUUAAAAGUUGCAUCCUAUGUUAAGCAGAUAAAUAGCUCAGUAUGUUUGAAAAGUUUCUAACCAUAUUUUCAGAAAAACAAAAAAAUGUUUUCAAAAAUAAAUGUAUCCAUACCCAUUUUAAAGGGUAUUUUCUUUGUGUUAAAAGGUUUCAACCAAUCAUAAGAGCUGCAAACAAUAGCCAACUGAAGAAAACUUUACAUUAAUUUUUUGUUCCUGGCAUGCCUGUUUUAUUCAGACUCAUGAGAAUUUGUCAUAAGGAUUCAUAUACAUGCUGCGGUGCAAAGUUUUCUUGAUUUUGCUGCCUAAACCAAUCAGAAGUAUAGUACAGACAAUAGUAAAGUGAGCACCUUUUUGCAUUUCAACAUGUUUAAACGUUGACUUUACUGAUAUUAAUGUUGCAUUCUAAUGCUCUUAAAGCCGAGUCUGCAGGCAGAGCAGGUUUGUGUAAUCUUUUGCUUUUAAGGCAUCCUGCACCAUGACACUCCAAUCUUUCCCUUUAAAUAAUCUAAUAACCUCACAUGUUGAUCUGCAUAUUAUGAUUGAUCAGGCCUCAUGCAACCACUAAGACAUCACAGGAAAUUGAGGCUGUUAUUAUCAGUUAAGCUGAUCUGUAUUUGAGCAUAUGACCUUCAUUGAGGGAGGCUUUAAGUUAAAAAUAACAGUAUCACAUUAAAAUAAAAAUCAAUAAGAACUUCCUUUGGUCACACCUUGACCUCUUAAUUAGGUCAAGUUUCUUUCAUUGGUGAGUUCAUCAAUUUAUGCACCUGCAUGGGUUGCAUUGAAAGAGACAUUCUGGAGCAAUAAAACAGUGUGUGACUGAAUCAGUGUAUCUAUUCGUGCCAUGGCUUGAAAGAGGCAAUGUCAAGGAAAGCAUCUAGAAGGAGACAAAUUAAUAUUAAUGUAGUGUGUAUGAUAACAUGUUUGUCACUCAGUUGGUCACACUCUUCCCGGUAUUCCUCAAAUUUCAAAUCCCAAAUGCGUUGGCAGCCACAUAGUUUAACAAAAGUAUAAAAAAUAAUAAAUAAAUAAGUGCUCCCGUGCCCCAAGAUAUAGAACUUGCACUGUUUGUCAGACUUGUACAUUAUUUUCCCCACUAUCAAUUCCGUGGCAAGGUCACGCAGACAUCUUAAAAGAGAAUUCAUGAUUGCUAGUAGUAUUGUUCCUUCAAUUCAACCUGUCAGAAAACAACAGAAAAGUUUGCAGACACUGAAAGACAUAUAGACUGCGAGCAGUCUCUCUUUUGCUUGAAAAUCUGUAAGCAAGAGUAUUUGAGCAGCGUAUUCGAAUUUGCGCCCUCACAAAUAAUCUUGCUUACAGAUUUUCGAGCUGAAGAGAGGGUCUAAAAGACACACAACCACACAACAUAAAUGAUGUACCAGUUUUAUGAAACCUUUACAUGUUGUAUUUUAUAUUAUAUCCUCAGGGAGGGAGCCAGCCUGGCAUAAGGACUCAGUUCUUCUCUCUUUACACCCUCACUCAUCCUUCUUUUUACCAUCUAUUUUUAUGCAUUAAAGGUUGUUAUAAAUAAAAAAAAAACCUGUGUAAUUGGAAUUGGGCGGGCAUCCACACAAACUUUGCUGCUUUCUGUUUAUUAGAGGUAUCCACUAAGUACAGAUUUGUUUUUCUUACAUUUUGGAAAGAAACGUUUUGCCACAUUUUGAGCUAUUCGACGGCUGAAUACAGAUAGGCUUUCACUGAGGAGGGGGGGUACAAGAAAUAAGACAUAAUUAUAAACAAGAAGCUAUACACAGCUUGAACUGAUUGCAGUAGUUUAUAUUCUUGACACUUUUUAGUGCUUUCUAUAGAGAAAACAAGAAAAGACUACAUUCAGCAGCCGACACCUAACACCAUGAGUGCUUACUAAACUAGGCAAAACUUGCUGGAUCAAUAAGUGGCAAACACAACAUCAAAAGGUCCUGUGCAUCCAAACCCCUACAUUUAUUAUGCAUGCAGCAAGCUUAUAUUAUUUAACACACACAACAAAUGUUUGGGUUGUAUGGAAAUCGUACCUAUACAUUGUGGUGCAGGAUCUGUAAAGGUUAAUUAUUACAGGUGUAUGAGGAAAAUAUGAGGAUAGGUAAAACCACAUAAAGUAAAUAAACUCCAGAUGAGAUUAUCAUACUGUCAUAUUUAUUUCAACACGGUUUGCAACAUGAAAAACCCAAAUAACCUUACACAAAUAAAGUUUUUACAAGCAAAAAUCGGUUUCAGGAUACACACUCAGUGAUCUUUGUAGUGUUUUAGCCUCGCGAGUAAAUAAUUCGUGAGUUCGUUGUUUUGCCAAUUUUUUAGAGUAAGAACCUUUCAGAAUUCGGCAAAAUCCUAGGGUCCACUCUUUUGAAGGUAUGAAAAGACUUCAAAGUUUCAAUCUUUUUUGCUCGAUGGAAUGUUGACAAUUACAGUUUAAUCGAGUAGAAGGGGUGUGUGAACUCAACAUUUCCUUUAAAGACAAAUUUUCUCCUGAAAUCAAAUUCAACUGACUUAUGAGAAAAAAAAUGAAAGCAAGUCUUAACGACAGCUCGACAUUUCAAUUCAACAGGACAGAGAAAACCACAGAGAAACGGCUCCUUACCUCAAGCAACCGGGCCACCAUUGUCUGCACUUACAAAGAACAGCACAAAUUAGCUGCACAAGAAACCUUUUUCCUUUAAGUUGGCGAGUCGACAGAUGAAAACAAAGCUCUACUUUUCUUCUAAGGAUUGAAAGUACAAUUUAAACUUCUGAAGAUUCCAUAUAACCCAUUAGGCUAUUGUUUCCGAUUUGAUUUGCAAUGUUUGAAAAUUAUGUAAAGAUCAAACCUAUUGUUUACCGAUUGCCACUGAUUUAGGAACAUUAACCUCCGCUUCUAUUAACCUCGUGUUCAAUAAAGAAUUGCUAAUUGUCCAUAAGAGAAGUGCGAAACAAAAUAUCAGUCAAGCAGGAAAAGGUGUGUUCCACAAGAUUCCCGGUCAUGUCCGUGACAAAACUACUGGAAACCUUUAUACGUUCUUCUCCUUCCUCUUUCAAUAGAAAAUACGUCCACGUGGUUGCUUGUACGGUCGUCUUUGUAGGGCCCGCGCAUUUUGUCUUCAAGGCUUAUCCGGGCUGCAAUGCUACUUGUCCUCUUUCCAGCUGUUCAAACAAAAACGAUGGUCACGCGGUCGCUUUAACCGAUUUCUACCGUUGCUUGGAAAGGACCCUUUUGUGUAGAAGUUUAUAGCAGUUUCUAUGGUAGGUCUUUUGUUGAAGAAGGCCAAUUUAUCAACUCCACAUCGUCCCUCCACUUGUGCCGCCAUUUUUUUAUUUGUUGACCCCGCCUCGCUUUGGCGCGCUGAAAUCGUGAAAGCGAGUCUUCGGGAAGUCAAUCAGUUUACCGGAAACUGUUUUCGCAUGGUCCGCAUAGUUCUAAAAAUAACUUUUUUGGGAUUAAGAUAUCCCGGCCAACGCUCUGAGUGUCCCUCUCUGUCCUAUUAUGGCUCUUGCCGGUAUGUAUAGUAUUUUAAAGGUAAGAAUUGAUUAGGGCAAGAUACACGGCUGUCAAAAAAAUAGAAAUUAAAAAAAAUAUCUUUGCAAGCUCAAAUAAACUUGAAACGAACUUCCGCUCGACCGAAUGUUGACAAUUACAAAUUGAAUAGAAGAGGUGGUUUCUGUGUAAACUCAACAUUUCCUUCAAAAGCGAAUUUUCCCCAGAAAUCAAAUUCAACUUGUGACAAAAAAUAAUUAAAAGCAAAUCUUUACGCAAUUUCGAGAUUUCAAUGUCAAGAAAACUACAGAGAAACGGCGCCUUACCUCGAGCAACCGGGCCACCAUUGUCUGCACUUAUUAAAGAACAACACAAAUUUGCUGCACAAGAACCCUUUUUCCCUAACUUGGCGAGUCGAUAGAUGAAAACAAAGCUCUUCUUUUCUUCACAGGCUGGGAAGCAGAAUUUAACGUUCUGGCUAUUCCAUAUAACCCAUUAUUAGGCCAUUGUUUGCGAAAGGAUUUUUAACUGCGAUUUGAUUUGCAAUGUUUGAAAAUUCUGUAAAGAUCAAACUGUUGCACAUACCGAUUUUCACACAUGAAUUGAUCCGUCAAAUCCGUCGAUCACAUUGAACUUAAAUGGUCUCCUUACUGAUUUUUAAUCUUGCUGAAUAGUGGCUUUAGGAAUAUUAAACUCGCCGCGAAUAUUCCGCUUCUAUUCACCUCGUGUUCAAGAAUAAUUGUUAAUUGUACAAUGUGAAGUACGGUACAAAAUAUCAGUCAAAACAGGGAAAGGUGUUUUCCACAUGAUUCCUGCUCAUGUCCUUGAGAAAAAUACGGGAAACCUUUAUACGUUUUUUUCCUUCCUCUUUCAACAGAAAAUACGUCCACACGGUCGCUUGUACGGUCGUCUUUGUAAGACCCGCGCAUUUUGUGUAAAACGCAACGCUACUUGUCCUCUUUCCAGCUGUUCCAACAAAAACGAUGGUCCACGCGGUCGCUUUAACUUUAUUUCUACCGUUUCUUGUAAACGAUCCGUUUGUGUAGAAGUUUUAACUAUUUUCUAUGGUAGGUUCUUCGUUGAAGAAGGACAAUUUAUCAAGUACACACCCUCCACAUUGUCCCUCCACUUUAGCAGCCAUUUUUUUUUUAUUUAUUGACCCCGCCUCGCUUUGGCGCACUGAAUCUUCCGGAAGUCAACCAGUUUACCGGAAACUGUUUCCGCAUGGUCCGCAUAGUUCUAAAAAUAACUUUUUUGGGAUUAAGAUAUCCCAAAGGCGUGACUGGGAGUGUCCCUCUCUGUCCUAUUAUGGCUCUUGAUACCGGUUAAUCCGUGUGCUGUAAAAGAUAGUUUUCUGAUGAUUGUUUGAAGAGCAUUAUAAAUGGGAAAAAAAGAAAGAACUUUCUACACUGAGUCAGGAUUCAACCUCAUCCCCAGGGCUUUCCCGCCCCUGCCAUUUUCUAAGAAGAAUGUCCUGGGGACGAGGCUAGGAGUGAUUGUGAUCGAGGUGUCGUUGACGUGUAUGAAAAGUAAUAAUAUAAUAAUUAAAAUUUAUAACGCUCCUUUUCCAUGCAAAUAUGAUCAAAAGCGCGUGACAACACGUAAAUGGUAAAAGAAAAUAAAAACUAAAAUGAGCAAAAUAAUUAAGGCUAAGAAUAAACAACGCUAAAAAUUAAAUAAAGAUAAAAAAACACUAAAUAUAUUACAUAGUAGGUAAAAAAUUUACAUAUCAAAAGCUAGUUUAAAAAGAUGCGUUUUUAGUAAAGAUUUAAAACGUUCAAAAUUGUCCUCAAGACGGAUGUGAAGGGGCAGAUUGUUCCAUAAAUUAGGGGCAGCAGAUGAAAAAGCACGAUCCCCUAAAGUCUUUUUUCAGUUUUAAACUAGGAUACUUUAAGAUAAGACCGCUAGCUGAACGGAGAUUAUAGCGCGGCUGUUCUUUAAUAGCAAUCAAAUCGAUCAAGUAACCAGGUGCAUGACCGUAGAUAGCUUUAAAAGUAAAAAGAAGUAUUUUAAAAUCAAUACGAAAUUUGACAGGAAGCCAAUGUAAUGCACAUAGUACCGGUGUUAAGAGACAUGUAUUUCAUUCUUGCAAUAAAAAUAAUUUUUUGAACUUAAACAGUGUUUAAAACAUGUCUCUGGUUUUGUAAAAAUUACUGAGACUUAAAAGUACCAUAAUGUUCAGUUCAACUUUAUAUAGCCGAUUUGCUCCCCUGUCGCAAGAAACUUGAAAAAAAAAACUUGACGCCGAAGGGACGAGAAGAGUACGAUUGAAAAGUCAGCAACCAUGUCCACACAUUUGCCGGAGAGGUUUAUUGGACAAGAUUUCUCUGUUUUUCUUAUUUUAAUAACGUUUUCAUUAAGUCUUCAAAAAUGCCUCCAGAUUGCUGUUUUUUUUUUUUUUUUGUAUUUAUACCCUCUUGAACAAUGUGCUUCAUCUCAUCUCUCCAUUUUUACCCUACUUUACCAUCCACCCCCUCUCCCCACUGUUCCACCUCUACUUUUACAAGCAUCUGUACUUAAGGGGGUGAAAUUUCUCCCGUGUAUAUUAAUUUCUGGAAAAUUAAGUCCUUCUACUUUUUCCUUAAAUUCUUAAACUUAGUUCUUUUUUCUUUAAGAACCGCCAACGAUACUGCUAGGGCUGCAAUAAGCGCACUCGCCCUUUUAUAUAUUUUAUCUGGUGAAAUGCCCACCCUUUCAUAUACCAGAAGCCUGAAAAAGAUACUCCUUUCGGGCGGAACCUCCCCAUAUAGGCCAUCAUAGGGAGUUCCCCCACCCCCGUUCCAAUUCCGUGCUCACCUAUUGCCAGCCCAUGUUGGACUCUAGGCCUGUUUGAGUCAACACGUAAACAUAGUCCUAAUAAGGCAAUGGACGAAAAUAACCAAUGUGAUGAACUUGAAUAUAAAUUGAACUUGACCAUAGAGAUCUGUUGCAAGAAGGCGAGGAGUUCGAAAGGCAAAAGCUUGUUGCAGAAAUCGCUGAAGAAUUGAGACCACAACACCGUUAAUCAGAAGCUUUCAACCUAUGUGUAUGUCAAAGGAAGAACAACUUAGUCAGUUCAACGUGGUAAUGCUAGAAAAAUCUUGUGUCACUUUGAAAUACCAUUCAAAUCUAGGGAAAGAAAAGGAGACCUAUAGUUAGCUAGGGAUCUAGGAAAUGUGUAUGUUGCUUAAAGGACUUUGCAGGUUUGGUCCUGUGGUGUCGCACGGUAUUUCUGAAAUUGUUUGUGAGCUAUUUUCAAAAUAUUAAUUGUUAAUUCUGUAAUUGAAAAUAUUGUGCUAGUGGUCGUGAAUAAGAGUGGCCGUGUCCAAAUGACUACUUUGUAGCCAAUUGUCGUGUAUUACCACGAGUUGUCAAAACCCUAUCCUAGUGGCGCCCGGGGAUACUGACUCAGUUAAAACGGUCGUGGAAUGAAUAAAUACAACAGCACGGUAUUUCCCACCCAGUAAAGAAUCGGAAUUAACAGUGUUUAACUUUAAUGAUCAUCAAUAACUAUCACUUCAACAAAGAUAUAAUCAGAUAAAAGAACUGAUCGAUACACGGCCACUCUCGGGGAAUGCGUGACGGGCAGCAGUAAUUAAAUUAUUUUAAUUCGCGUAAACAUAUCCUCUUCUGCUGCUUCUUCCUCGUAAAAGAAACAGACCUAAGGGAUUUUAAGUCAUAUAUCGUUCGUGUUUUUCCGUGGAAAGAAGAGAUAUUUUCCCUUAAAAAUGUGAAAUACAAGCAGCUAUGUUUCCUGUCAAUUUGUUGAAACGACGCAUCUAAGGCUAAUUUGCAUACGGAGAAUGAAGUCACCUUUGUGAUCGUCGACAAGGAAAAAAACCAUGAAAAAGCGAUUAGCAAGUUUUCUCCACAUGUUUUCAAAAGUCCAACAUUUAAAGGGUCUAAUGACAUUUGGUGAUAACUAGAAACGUUAAAACUGUGGACAGACUAUCUUGGACUAUCGGACUACCUUGUGCUAAUUGUGCGUACGCAUAAUUAGCACAAGAUAGUCCGCUGUUCACGAGAACAGUUUACCAAAUCCUUUUUCGGAUUUCCCAAUCGAACGACAAAAAGGGAAAUCCAAAAAAUCCGGAUUUGGAUUCCUUAAUUGAAAUCCACCGUGAGGAAGGAUUUCUUGGAGGUGAAAUCCGUUUUCGGAUUUCGCGUUCGAUUGGGAAAUCCGGAUUUAGAUUUUCAAAAUCUAAAUCCGGAUUUCCCAAUCGAACGCACCCCUAAUUUUUCAUAAGUACGUUAUGUUGCUAAUUAUGAAAUGUUCGCCGAAAGCCGCUCUGUCGAACGGCAUAUGUCUACAUAGUGAAAAGAAGUGAAGUGAAUACUUUACUUAAAGAGGGUAAGAGUUGAUAGUUGUAAAAUGAACUGAUAAACUAGAGGUCCUCAAUACUGGUUAUAUAUGUAGAUUUCUUUCUGACCCAACGUACUGGUUUGCAAGUCGAAAUUUCCAAACUCUUAUCAUUUCAUAGUAAACACUUCUUCCCCUCUCUCUUAUACGCAGACACCUCCCUUAAACCUCCUUAAGUACUUUCCGAGAAGUGUUGGUCCCUGCCGUUCUUUUUAAGAAAAACAAUUAAAAUUGUUUUUCUUGACUUUUUAUAAGGAGAGUAGUAUAGAAUGCACAGGUUAGACAGGUUUUUGAAGUGAAAUCUCAUUAGUAUGAAGUGGAGCAAAUAAAUGUCGAUGACGUCUUUAUCUCAUAAAUAAAAUGCGGUAGAAUCUCAUCAAGAUAACGUCAAGAGUUAUACGAGCUAUUUUUAUGUAGUUUCUAGCAUAACCAGUUAUUCUUAAACUGAUAAUGUAACUUGCGGGGAUCAUGUUCUUAUUUGGUGAGAAUGCUAUCAUAGUUUAUUUCAUUGUCCAUUGGAGACAACCUAUUGUCUUGGUUCCGGUUCACUACUUAGGUGGACAAAUCUCCUUUAAUUCCGAUAUCAGCGGGGUCUGCCUUACAGAGCUGACAGCGCAGGUGCCUGAAUAUAUACCUUCUACAAAAGCACUCUACCUUUUUCUCAAUAAACUACAGUAUUUUCUCUCUUUCUCACAGCCGGAUGGGACAGAACUUUUUCAUUUUGUUGAUGGAUAUCCAUCUUGGGAUGCCUACCUCACAAGCAUGAUGGUAGAUGGUACAUGGGGUGAUCACGUGAUUCUACACGGCGCGGCAAACUUUUUUCAAACCUGCAUCCACGUGAUCAGCAGUCUUCCGCAUCGCCAUGACGUAAUGAUCUGCCCAGAGUUUGAUGUUAGUGGUAGCAACCGGCUUGUGCUGGGUCACGUGCACGAGCUUCACUAUGUUAGCCUUAUUCCACAUGACGAAAGUAAAGGUGUCUGA